Cariama cristata (Red-legged seriema) is the source of this 1466-nucleotide messenger RNA. RefSeq names its product GTP binding protein overexpressed in skeletal muscle (gene GEM). NCBI's taxonomy places the organism in Eukaryota, Metazoa, Chordata, Aves, Cariamiformes, Cariamidae. Bases 11 to 901 code for a protein of 296 amino acids. The transcript is spliced from 5 exons. Gene Ontology annotation, biological process: negative regulation of high voltage-gated calcium channel activity. Gene Ontology annotation, cellular component: plasma membrane. Gene Ontology annotation, molecular function: calcium channel regulator activity; GTPase activity; GTP binding. The record is from RefSeq and is a predicted model, not a curated record.
GGCUAAAAAAAUGACCCUCAACAACGUUACCAUGCGUCGCACCCACAACAGCAGCCUGCACCAGCAGCAGCGAUGGAGCAUCCCUGCUGACGGAAAGAAUCUGCUGGUCCAGAAAGACUCCAAUGAGUACAACCCACAGAAGCGCUACACCAUAAAUCCUGAUGAAUAUUACAGGAGGAGCUGGUCCUCAGAGUCGUCUGACUCUGUCAUCUCCUCUGAGUCUGGCAGCAAUUGCUACCGAGUGGUGCUGAUCGGGGAGCACGGUGUAGGCAAGUCCUCGCUAGCCAACAUCUUUGCUGGGGUGCAUGACAGCAUCGACAGUGACUGUGAGGUGCUGGGAGAAGACACGUAUGAAAGAACCCUGAUGGUGGAUGGGGAAAGUGCAACCAUUAUACUGCUCGACAUGUGGGAUAAUAAGCGUGAGGGAGAAUGGAUUCGAGACCACUGCAUGCAAGUGGGAGAUGCAUACUUGAUUGUCUACUCCAUCACGGACCGAGCAAGCUUUGAGAAGGCCUCCGAACUUAGAAUACAGCUCCGCAGGGCACGCCAGAAAGAAGAUAUCCCUAUUAUUCUGGUUGGCAACAAAAGUGACCUUGUCAGGUGCCGUGAAGUUUCAGUGGCAGAGGGACGAGCCUGCGCUGUCGUGUUUGACUGCAAGUUCAUCGAGACCUCGGCAGCUGUGCAGCACAACGUGAAAGAGCUAUUUGAAGGCAUCGUGCGGCAAGUCCGUCUCCGGAGGGACAGCAAGGAAAAGAAUGAGAAGCGGCUGGCGUACCAGAAACGGAGAGAGAGCAUCCCCAAGAAAGCCAGGCGGUUUUGGGGCAAAAUAGUUGCCAAGAACAACAAGAACAUGGCCUUCAAACUCAAGUCCAAGUCUUGCCAUGACCUAUCGGUACUUUAAGAAUGCUGGACUCUGCCAGAGCUUGUGACAUUUUGUGGACAUUGUCUAACUAUGUCGUGGGACAAUCAAUCAAUCUAUAUUAGAUUGGGCUAUCAAAGUGACUUAGGUUCACAGUUGUGAUUGUGAUGAUAUGUGCUGGCAUAAGAACAGCACAGUGCAUGGAAAUAUCUCUCUUCCUUUUUUUUUGUCAGUAGUUUUAAAAGAAAAGUAUAGACCAGAAUGACCCAAAGUUUUGCUGGGAAGUGUUCUGGAAUAUACCUGUUCUUUCUCUUCUCACCUUUGGAUUAUAGUGUAAGAACCUCAAACCAUCAUGACUUGGGAAGUGAAUAUUACACUCUUUACUCUUUCUCCUUGUUAUUAUUAUUUCUUUUUUAAAACUGUGUAAAGAAUUGAGGAACUGACUGGGGAUUGGUCCUUUGCCAGUUGGCUGGUCAGGCUUGAGCACCCACAGCUGAAAAACCUGUAUUUUUUGUAGAAUAGCCACCAAGACACUUGUUUAUUGUUAUUUCAAGGAUUGAUUUCAAUGAGUUUACACAUCUCUUUGAAAAUAUUUAAAGGAAAAAUC